Molecule: messenger RNA, 1198 nt
Organism: Dioscorea cayenensis subsp. rotundata (Guinea yam)
Lineage: Eukaryota; Viridiplantae; Streptophyta; Magnoliopsida; Dioscoreales; Dioscoreaceae
Product: clathrin light chain 2-like
Exons: 3
Coding region: 85-1077 (330 amino acids)
Biological process (GO): clathrin coat assembly; clathrin-dependent endocytosis; intracellular protein transport
Cellular component (GO): clathrin coat of coated pit; clathrin coat of trans-Golgi network vesicle; plasma membrane
Molecular function (GO): clathrin heavy chain binding; structural molecule activity
Source: RefSeq, a predicted model, not a curated record
AAAGCCACACUCUUUUUCUCUCUCUCUCUCUCUGCCACAAUAAACAAAGCAAACCAUACUUCUUCGGAUCUCCAGCUCGCUUUCAUGGCGUCCUCCUUCGAUUCCAUCAGCGCUGAAGCCGAAGACUCUGCGCCACAGCCCUCCUCUACUGGCCCCUUUGAUGACGAUGAGUACCUCGGCUACGACUCCGCCCUUCCCUCCGAGCACUAUGAGUCCUAUUCCUCUUUUCCCGCCGAUGAGGAGCCCAAGGGUGUUCCUCCCGACGCUGACGAUGUUCCAAUUGCCGUCGGUGGCGGAGGGAGCAUCCCUAACUCUCCCGAGGGGUAUGGCUUCAUGUCGGCUCCGUUCUCGGAUUCGAAUGGGAAGGGAUACGAGGAGAAUCAUGGCGGCGAGAUCUUUGAGCCGGAUGAGCCUAGCCUUCCGCCUCCGGAGCAGAUGCAGCCGGAGGAGGGGUUUGAUUUCCGGGAAUGGCGCCGCCAGAAUAUGAUAUUCCUAGAGGAGAAAGAGAGGGAAGAAAAGGAGAUGCGGAACAAAAUCAUUGCCAAAGCUGAAGGAUACAAGCGAGCAUUCCAUGAGAAAAGGAAAUUGAACUGUGAAACAAACAAGAUUAACAACAGAGAAAGAGAAAAACUUUAUCUAGCAAACCAGGAGAAGUUCCACAAAAAUGCAGAUAAACAGUACUGGAAGGCCAUUGCUGAGCUCAUUCCAUAUGAGGUGCCCAACAUUGAGAAGAGACGGGGUAAGAAGGAUCAAGAGAAGAAACCAUCUAUCACAGUCAUCCAGGGACCUAAGCCCGGCAAGCCCACCGACCUCUCAAGGAUGCGCCAAUUGCUCGUUAAGUUAAAGCACACUCCUCCGCCUCACAUGAAACCCCCAGCCCCAGCACCAGAGGUGAAAGACGGGGCAGCCACUGCCACCAAAGAUGGUAAGAAAGAUGAAACAAAACCAGCCACACCAGCACCAGCUACUGAGCCGAAAACAAACGGUGACACCAACAAACCAAAGGAAGAGGAUGCCGUGGUGGUGACAGAAGUCAAGGAGAUAGACAAGGCACCUGAACCACCGGCUGCUGAAUAGACGUACAUUUGUUUCGUUUCAUCUAACUUUGGUGUUUCUUUUGACACAUUUGUUAUUAAGAAUAAAUAAAACCUUGUAGUGAUUGUUUAUUUGGUAGCAAUCCCAGGCUUGUUCCAGUUCA